This is a messenger RNA of Protopterus annectens (West African lungfish), 1775 nucleotides long. RefSeq names its product snail family transcriptional repressor 1 (gene SNAI1). The coding region runs from base 146 to 955 and encodes 269 amino acids. Gene Ontology annotation, molecular function: DNA-binding transcription factor activity, RNA polymerase II-specific; RNA polymerase II cis-regulatory region sequence-specific DNA binding. The record is from RefSeq and is a predicted model, not a curated record. The transcript is spliced from 3 exons. NCBI's taxonomy places the organism in Eukaryota, Metazoa, Chordata, Ceratodontiformes, Protopteridae. Gene Ontology annotation, biological process: regulation of DNA-templated transcription.
CAAUUGAGUGUUAACAGUGGUCGUACUUGGUUUAACAGUUUCUAGCUUUAGGCAUCUAUCAGAAGGAUCUGAGUGAGCCGUGCACUCCGAUCGGGACAUUAAACUCUUUCAUAACCAAAAGCAGCGUGCCAGUUCUGCACUCGAAAUGCCUCGAUCAUUUCUAGUAAAGAAGCAUUUUUCAAGCAGCAAGAAGCCAAACUACAGCGAGCUAGAGAGUCAAACAGUGUAUAUUUCUCCAUUCCUAUUUGAUAACUACCAUUUACCAGUGAUCCCGGCGCCUGAAAUCCUGUGCUCCAGUUCGUACUAUCCUAGCACCACCAUUGCUGUCUGGGACUCCGGGCUGUUGAGCUCCUUGUACAGUAACGAACCCCCGGACUACAGCCAAGCGGACAGCCCUGCAUCCACCGAGGAGAGGGAAACCAAACCUUUGGACCUGACUUCCUUGUCCAGCGAGGAUGAUGAUGGGUGCAAGAGCUCAGAACCACCGAGUCCAAGGUCGACAGGCUCCGGAGAAGCAGACAAGUUCCCGUGCGCUCAGUGCCAUAAGUGCUAUUCCACAUUCGCUGGCCUCUCCAAGCACCAGCAGCUGAGCUGCGAGGCGCAAGCUCCAGGCAGGAAAAGUUUCAGCUGCAAGUAUUGUGACAAAGAGUAUGUGAGCCUGGGAGCCCUCAAGAUGCACAUAAGGAGCCACACGCUGCCCUGUGUCUGCAAAAUUUGUGGGAAAGCUUUCUCAAGACCAUGGCUUCUACAAGGACACAUCCGAACACACACAGGAGAAAAGCCGUUUUCUUGCACACACUGCAGCAGAGCCUUUGCAGACCGGUCGAAUCUCAGAGCUCACCUACAGACACACUCAGAAGUCAAGAAAUAUCAGUGCAAAAACUGCUCCAGGACUUUCUCCAGAAUGUCACUGCUUCACAAGCACGAAGAAACGGGAUGCUGUGGAACCCGAUAAAUGACUUAUCUACUAAACAGAUACAUAUACACAGUAUGUAUUACUCAAAGGACAUGUCAGUGUGGUUGUAGUGCCAGAAGCGUUACUUAAUGGACAUCCAGUGCCUUAGGGUAUCCCCGUCGUACCGUGCUUCUGGCUCAAUCACUGUUCUGUUGCUGAGAAUCUAAAGCUUUCAUAAUGGUAUUCUUAAGAAAAAAUAUGGUAGAUUGUACCAAGAGUGCUAAAUUUGCAAUUUGAAUGCAAUACAUUCUAAUUCAAGUCAACACUUUUUGCUAUGAAGGAACAAGUCAAAAUGUUUACCAAGCUUGCAGUUGGGUUUGAUUCCUUGUAUAUGUUUUGUAUACAUGUGUAAGCCAAGUACUGCCUGGAAAAAGAAAACUGAACUAUGCAAUAAUGUUACAUUUGUUUAAGAGGCAGACGGUUUGCUACAACAUGAUGCCAGUUUGCAAAGCUUCUGAACUUAACAAUACCCAAAACAAGACAGACUGGUGGUCACUUCAGACAGGAAUCCUGUUUACUGUGAACUAUGCAGUUGAGCACCUGUUAAUGUGCUUCUUAACAACUGUUUUUCAGUGGAACUGCAACUAAUGAACAUUUGUUAGGCAAUACAAUCACAGACUGUAGAAAGAGCUGGCCAUUGGCAGGUGUGUGUUUACAGGCGUAGACAGGUGUCUCCUGAAUGCUUCUUCAUCUUGUGCAGUGCCUUUUUUUUUUUUUACACAGUUGAAAGAAAUAGUUGUUUACAUUUAUGAAAGGUACACUGGUAUCUGUUUAUAUUUUUAUGUGCCACUUUUUGUAUUGAGAACCUUUUUUAUAUAUA